Molecule: messenger RNA, 1851 nt
Organism: Mercenaria mercenaria
Lineage: Eukaryota; Metazoa; Mollusca; Bivalvia; Venerida; Veneridae
Product: extracellular matrix protein A-like
Exons: 5
Coding region: 1-1851 (616 amino acids)
Molecular function (GO): protein binding
Source: RefSeq, a predicted model, not a curated record
AUGCGGAGGACAAGAAGUAGUUACGCAAGAAAGAAGCCCCAGGAAGAGGCAUUGGACUGGAUAGGGAUGGAUAAAGACCCACCAGGCUUCAGAGUAAAACAGUUCCAGAACAAAGGCAGAGGCAUUAUAACAACCAUCAGUAGAUCAAAAGGAGACUUUCUGCUCCAUUAUUGUGGUGAGCAGAUAAGUGGAGAAGAAGGAGAAGUCAGAGAAGAAAGAGGAAGCAGUGGAUUUAGAUUUUUCUACUCUUGGAAGGGGAAAGAAUUAUGUGUUGAUGCAACAGAGGAAAGCAAUCGUCUCGGGAGAUUGGUCAACCAUGGGACGAAAAAGGAAAUCAAUAGUGUUAUGAGGAGUGCUGAAAGACAUCUAGUUUUGUAUGCUUUAAGAGACAUUGAUGAAGGAGAAGAGAUUUUGUACAAUUAUGGCAUAAAGAAUCUCCCAUGGGAAAAGGCUAAAGAGACAACUAUUAUUUGUAAAUGUUCUGUGGACACAGUCCAGCUUGACAGAACUACUCCUGCAGACCCUUUGGAUAGUCGUAACCUCAACAAAUGUUCUGUGGAUACAGUCCAGCUGUACAGCACUACUCCUGUGGACCCUUUGGACAGUCGUAACAUCAACGAAUGUUCUGUGGACACAGUCCAGCUUGACAGCGCUACUCCUGCAGACCCUUUGGAUAGUCGUAACCUCAAAUGUUCUGUGGAUACAGUCCAGCUGUACAGCGCUACUCCUGCAGACCCUUUGGACAGUCGUAACAUCAACGAAUGUUCUGUGGACACAGUCCAGCUUGACAGCACUACUCCUGCAGACCCUUUGGACAGUCUUAACAUCAACGAAUGUUCUGUGGACACAGUCCAGCUUGGGAGCUCUACUCUUGCAGACCCUUUGGACAGUCAUAACAUCAAAGAAUGUUCUGUGGAUACAGUUCAUCUUGACAGAAAUACUCCUGCAGACCCUUUGGAUAGUCGUAACAUCAACGAAUGUUCUGUGGACACAGUCCAGCUUGACAGCACUACUCCUGCGGACCCUUUGGACAGUCCUAACAUCAGCGAAUGUUCUAUGGACACAGAUAGCGCUACUCCUGCAGACCCUUUGGAUAGUCGUAACCUCAACAAAUAUUCUGUGGAUACAGUCCAGCUGUACAGCGCUACUCCUGCAGACCCUUUGGACAGUCAUAACAUCAACGAAUGUUCUGUGGACACAGUCCAGCUUGGGAGCUCUACUCUUGCAGACCCUUUGGACAGUCAUAACAUCAACAAAUGUUCUGUGGACACAGUUCAUCUUGACAGAAAUUCUCCUGCAGACCCUUUGGAUAGUCAUAACAUCAAUGAAUGUUCUGUGGACACAGUCCAGCUUGACAGCACUACUCUUGCAGACCCUUUGGAUAGUCGUAACAUCAACGAAUGUUCUGUGGACACAGUCCAGCUUGACAGCGCUACUCCUGCGGACCCUUUGGACAGUCCUAACAUCAGCGAAUGUUCUAUGGACACAGAUAGCGCUACUCCUGCAGACCCUUUGGAUAGUCGUAACCUCAACAAAUAUUCUGUGGAUACAGUCCAGCUGUACAGCGCUACUCCUGCAGACCCUUUGGACAGUCAUAACAUCAACGAAUGUUCUGUGGACACAGUUCAGCUGUACAGAGCUACUCCUGCAGACCCUUUGGAUAGUCCUAACAUCAACGAAUGUUCUAUGGACACAGACAGCGCUACUCCGGCGGACCCUUUGGACAGUCUUAACAUCAACAAAUGUUCUGAUGAUACAGCCCCGUUUGACAACGUUGCUUCCGCAAUAAAGGAAACAGAUGCAGCUUAUAAAGUCAUCAUUGAGGAUACAGAAGGUAUUUCUUUCUUUUAA